This is a messenger RNA of Ziziphus jujuba (common jujube), 475 nucleotides long. RefSeq names its product sugar transporter ESL1-like. The record is from RefSeq and is a predicted model, not a curated record. Bases 14 to 475 code for a protein of 153 amino acids. The transcript is spliced from 4 exons. NCBI's taxonomy places the organism in Eukaryota, Viridiplantae, Streptophyta, Magnoliopsida, Rosales, Rhamnaceae.
GCAGAGAGAUAACAUGGAAGAGGGGCUGCUAACGAGGUCUAUUACGGUUGAUCAUGAUGCCAAGUCCAAGAGUCGUGGGCUUGGUGGUGACUGCACUGACACACAGCCAAAUGACUCCCCAGCAACCUUUGUUGUUGUUCUAAGCACCUUGGUAGCUCUUUGUGGCUCUCUUUGCUGCGGCUGUAUUAUUGGAUAUUCAUCACCUGCUGAAUCUGGAAUAAUUGAAGACUUGGACCUCUCUAUUGCAGCUUAUUUGGUUUUCGGUUCAAUAGCAACAGUUGGAGGACUGGCAGGUGCACUGGUAAAUGGAAGGAUAACCGACCUCACAGGUUGUAGAGUAUUGCUGGGUGGAUGGAUAUCAACAGCAUUUGCCAAGGUUCUUUUCUCUUUCUUCCACAUAGCAGUUGUAAUUCAUUUUGAUGUGAGGAUGUUCAAUCCAUCCUCCAUAUUUCAUUUGGCUAUUCAAGCAGCAUAA